AUGUGUAUAGGUACUUCAGUACAGGAGCAGAAUUUCGGAAUCGAAAUGAUGUCUGCACUGACAAGCUUCUCUGUCACCAAGUUCAACGACACUUUGAAACCGACAUUGGCUGUAUGCGAAACACUGGUAGGUUCGCACGCUGAGCCCGGGUGA
Haemonchus placei is the source of this 153-nucleotide messenger RNA. NCBI's taxonomy places the organism in Eukaryota, Metazoa, Nematoda, Chromadorea, Rhabditida, Trichostrongylidae. The record is from the annotation of a GenBank genome assembly.